Molecule: messenger RNA, 1311 nt
Organism: Naegleria gruberi
Lineage: Eukaryota; Heterolobosea; Eutetramitea; Acrasida; Naegleriidae
Product: endonuclease/exonuclease/phosphatase family protein
Exons: 1
Coding region: 1-1137 (378 amino acids)
Molecular function (GO): catalytic activity
Source: RefSeq, a predicted model, not a curated record
AUGUCUCAACAACAAAACAACACAACCACUAACUCGAACAAUAGCCCUUACGCAGCAUUUGCAUCAAAUACUCCAAGAAAUAACAACCCUAACAAUUUCCGAAAGAAACACAAGUUUUUCCUAAAGGUUUCUAACGAAAACAAUUCAUCAUCUACCUCUUCAUCAAAUCAAGCCUCAUCUUCUUCUGAUGAUCAAAAUAAUUCUUUGGAAAAUAAUCAACAACAACUAAUUGAUGGAUUUAAAUGUUGUACUUAUAAUAUUCAUGUUUUUAAAUCAGGAAAUGGACAAACAACUUUAGAUAAGCUAAUUGAUUAUCUAACUGUUGGACAGAUUGGAUCUAAACCUUUUGAUAUCAUUGGAUUGAAUGAAGCUUUCGAGUCGAAAUAUAGAAGGGGACAAAUUUUGACACCUUUAAAUGAAAUUCAAAAGUCACUUACUAAAUAUUAUGGAACAGAAUACAAGUGUUAUUAUGCACCAACUUGUAAAACGAUGGGAAAUUGUUUCAUAACUGCAUUGCCUGUUAAGAAAACUCAAACUUGGAGACUUGCGAAAGGACCUGGUGGAGUGAGAAAUGUUUUAGGAUUGCAACUUGAUUUGGAGAAAUGCAAGUCACCAGUUGAAUAUUUCUUUCUCACACAUUUGGAUUUUAUUAAUGAGGAAUGGAGAGUGAAACAAUUUUCACAGAUUUUGGAAUUUAUGGAAAAAUUCAUGAGACAAUCGUUCAAUACUAAGGAUAAUAAUUUUGUAAUGAUGGGAGAUUUCAAUGCCAUGUAUAAGAAUGAUUAUACUCAAGAAUUUUGGGAUCAAAUUCAAAUGGACAGAAUGCAAGAGCAAUGGGAACCAGCUGUCAGUACUCUUAUGGACAUUUUGCUUGGUGACAUUAAGGAUGAGCGAUUACCCAUUCAGAAAAAUCUCAAAUGCGAAAAAUUAUAUGAUACAUGGCGAAUGUGCAAUAAGGAAUUACAAUUCAAUGGUAGAAACCUUUCCUCCUCAAGACUGAAAACCAGAAUUGACUAUAUUCUUUGCUCUAAGAGUUUAUCCAAGAAUGUUCUCCACAGCUGCAUUGAUACCAAAUCAAAAACUACUUCAAUUUCAGAUCACAAUCCAGUCAUUACACACUUUUCCUUUUUAGCAUAGCUUUUCAACAUUGAAACACUACAAAUUAAUAGUAUGCAGCAUAGUUCUGCAGUAAAUUAAGCAUUGUCCAAUUCCAAAAUGGUAUGACACAAUUCUCCUUCGUUCGUUCUAUUUCAUUCUCUAAGGACCUCCAAAGUGUUGCACCUCAAUAAAUACAUCCGCACCAUCUAUUUC